AUGAACAAUCCUGAUGCAGAAUCAGCGGAAGGAGGGGGCCUCCAUAAGACUGGGUCCUCUUCCACAACUUCAGAUAGAGCUAGCAGCAACAAAAACGACUUCAGUAUAGGGGAAGCUUCGUCCCCAAAGGCAGCAGAGUUGCUGGAAACCUCACCAGAUGCUAGUACUAGCAAGCUCGAUACUCUGGAGAAGAGCCGUACCAAUCCUAUUGCAGCAGCAUCAGCUUAUGAUCCAAAGGAUUACCUUAUCGAGACACAAGUUGCCACUGGUGGUAGUGGAGGUGGAAGACGUCUACGUUCUGAUGGUCCAUGGACUGUAUCAUUGGAGGUUCCCUAUGAUAAGGACCAUGCCACUACUGCUACUCUUACUGGAUUAACUGCUGGUGAACAGCUCCUUAUCCGUUAUAAGAUCGAGAUGGAAGAUGGUCGUGUUAGUAGCCCAUCAGUUGCCGUAAUGGAAGGCACUAAGGACCCUACCGCCCCGAGUGCUCCUGGUUUAAUGGCAUUCGAUACAUCUACUAGUAGUGUAUCAGUUAGUAUUGUACCUCCUACUGCCACUAAUGGUGCUGAUAUAACUGGUUAUGUUAUACAGCAUGCUUUGGUGAAUAGUGUUAAUGAUACCACUCCUGAUAGUCGCUGGAGUAAGGCUGAGAUAUCACAGGAUGAUGCUUCUAAGCCUUACACUGUGGACGGCCUCAGUUCGGGUAAUGUGGUCAUGUUCAAGAUUUCUGCCAAUAACAGUGCCGGAGAGAGUCCCUCUAGCAAGCCAUAUACUAUGACUACGGAUGAACCCAAUGCUUCGACACCCGAUAAGGUCACUGAUUUGACUGACACUGGUAGCACUUCCAACUCUGUAGCGUUGAACUGGACAGCCCCUGCUGACAACGGUGCUAUGAUAUUGAGGUAUAUCAUCAGUGAGGGUGAUAAUACCUAUACAGUUGAUGGUCAUGAUACAUCAUACACUGUAACGGGGCUUAGUCGUGGUAGCGAUUAUACAUUCUAUAUUGUGGCUAAGAACUCUCAAGGUGAAAGUCCAAAAUCAGAUGGAGUAUCAACUGCGACAACUGAGAGUUGUGAAGCCGAUCCUCCGAGUAAUGUUAUGUUACAGACGCCUUUCUCUGAUGGUGUAAGUGUAAGUUGGAGUAAAGCCAAUAAUCCUCAAUGUGAUCUACCAGUAACUGCCUAUCGUGUUAUUGAUGAUGAUGGUAAUGAACUAUGCCAAGUAGCAGCUAAUGAUGAUGAUGGUGCUCUAUGGUGUGAUGUUACCGGCCUACAGCCCAGUACUUCCUAUAAUAUCAGAGUACAAGCUAAGAACUCUGCUGCUGGAUGGUCUACUAAGUCUUCAUCACCUGUUAAGAUGUCUACUAUUGCUAGUGGUAAAUGCAACACUCGUAACGAAAUUCGCUGGUGGUUAUCUACUACCAACCCCAGCUAUGAUGGACAGGCAUUCACUAAGGAAAUCGAGACAUGCAGUAUCCAGAGCCUUGGUAAACCCGAUAAAGUGUCCAGCUGUCUAGUAGACUAUACAGAGGAUCCCUCCAAGACUUCUUUCAACCUUCCCCCGAUCACUAGCGAUUGUGGUAUGUGCUAUGGUGUCAACGCCAAGUGCUCUAUGUCGCAUUGCAGUUUCCCUUGUGGUAUGGGUACGGCUUCCAACUCGGCAGCCUGCAUUCAGUGUAAUAACCAGUACUGCAAGCCUGAUUUCUACUCUUGUGGAGGUUUGUAUACGGCCAUUGGACCCCCUGAUCCGCAGUAAUAAUGUCAGUAGUUCCUAUAUUAUAUGUAUCUUGCCAUUUGUGCUACUAUCCCCAUUGAUAGCGGUUCAUCACGUUUGUGAUGCAAUUUUCGCAAUACUAAUCUAGGCAGCCUAAGACGG
Messenger RNA from Perkinsus marinus ATCC 50983, 1875 nucleotides. Its product is annotated as cell adhesion molecule, putative. The transcript has 5 exons. The coding region runs from base 1 to 1755 and encodes 584 amino acids. Gene Ontology annotation, molecular function: protein binding. The record is from RefSeq and is a predicted model, not a curated record. Lineage: Eukaryota; Perkinsozoa; Perkinsida; Perkinsidae.